This is a messenger RNA of Ipomoea nil (Japanese morning glory), 584 nucleotides long. RefSeq lists its product as uncharacterized. Bases 1 to 531 code for a protein of 176 amino acids. NCBI's taxonomy places the organism in Eukaryota, Viridiplantae, Streptophyta, Magnoliopsida, Solanales, Convolvulaceae. The transcript has 2 exons. The record is from RefSeq and is a predicted model, not a curated record.
AUGUCUAAAAUAUCAAACUCUAUUGUCGUUCACAUCUUGAACGAGUAUUUCACACCUCACUACAAACCAAAGCUUUGUCAUCCCUCGCCAUCUCAGCUCUCUGGUCUCCUCCAUCUCAACCUUCCCUCGCCAUCUAAGCCACCGUUGAGACGCCUCUGCCCGCCUCCGUUACCGUCGAGUCAGCCAACUCCUCUUCCCAUUACCAUCGCUCCUCCACAAAAGUUGCCUCUUCCAGCUGCUGCCGCCGUCGAGACAGGACACCCUCUUCCCGUCUUUGCCGUCGUCGACACUCUUCCCGUCGCCUCACUAGUCGACGUCUCCAUCGCCGUCACAGCUUAUAUGAAACCUGAUACAAAGACUUAUAAUUGGGUGAUCCAAGUAUAUACAAGGGUUGAGUCUUAUGAUAGGUCAGUCGCAAAAUGUAUUUCUCAUAUUCAAAGUUCUUCCAUUUGUAGAGUUAGAUGUUAUUGUAUGCCAGACAUUUAUAGCCUGUUUACUUGGUGUAAAAUAGUGUGCACUAUCCAUUAUUGACUUGACCAAAGUAUCCUAAAACAUUAUACAGGAAAACAAUGUUUCACCUGUUG